Myotis brandtii (Brandt's bat) is the source of this 6053-nucleotide messenger RNA. RefSeq names its product midline 1 (gene MID1). NCBI's taxonomy places the organism in Eukaryota, Metazoa, Chordata, Mammalia, Chiroptera, Vespertilionidae. The record is from RefSeq and is a predicted model, not a curated record. The transcript has 10 exons. Gene Ontology annotation, molecular function: zinc ion binding; protein binding. Bases 448 to 2451 code for a protein of 667 amino acids.
AUAAAGAUGAUUUUAAUUAAAUCGCACAAAUCCCUUUGUACUGCGACCAAACCCUCUGCGGGCUGACUGACUCGGAGCCGUUCUGGCGUGUGGAGAGUUAACCAGGUUACUGGAUUCCUAGUUAACUUCUUUCACCAGGAAUGCGAUUCAUGUUUACCUAUAUAAGGAAACCUGUUCGGCUGACCUGAGUUUGGCGGAUUUUUGCGCUGCCUGGGAGGCGUGUGAGCACACAGCCUGGAGAGGGGGAGUGAUCCGAGCUGGACAGAGGAAGCUUCCUGAACGCCCCAGCCAUUCAGCUGAUCCGAGGCAGCCUGCUUGGACCUACAGGUUUGCUUUUUUCCAGAUCACACCGAGGAGCCAAAAGCCUGUCCUGGGAAAAAUGGGGAAGCCGAGAGCUGAUCAGCUUCCGUGGAAUUUGCUGAUGCCCCAGGAGAGCUUCGCCUGAAGAUGGAAACACUGGAGUCGGAGCUGACCUGCCCUAUCUGUCUGGAGCUCUUCGAGGACCCCCUCCUGCUGCCCUGCGCCCACAGCCUCUGCUUCAACUGCGCCCACCGGAUCCUGGUGUCCCACUGCGCCACCAACGAGUCCGUGGAGUCCAUCACCGCCUUCCAGUGCCCCACGUGCCGGCAUGUCAUCACGCUCAGCCAGCGAGGUCUAGACGGGCUGAAGCGGAACGUCACCCUGCAGAACAUCAUCGACAGGUUCCAGAAAGCCUCGGUGAGCGGGCCCAACUCCCCCAGCGAGACCCGCCGGGAGCGGGCCUUCGACGCCAACGCCAUGACCUCCGCCGAGAAGGUCCUCUGUCAGUUCUGUGACCAGGAGCCUGCCCAGGAUGCCGUGAAGACCUGUGUCACUUGCGAGGUGUCCUACUGUGAUGAGUGCCUGAAAGCCACUCACCCAAACAAGAAGCCCUUCACAGGCCACCGUCUGAUUGAGCCAAUUCCGGACUCGCACAUCCGGGGGCUGAUGUGCCUGGAGCACGAGGAUGAGAAGGUGAAUAUGUACUGUGUGACCGAUGACCAGUUAAUCUGUGCCUUGUGUAAACUGGUUGGGCGGCACCGAGAUCAUCAGGUGGCAGCUUUGAGUGAGCGCUAUGACAAAUUGAAGCAAAACUUAGAGAGUAACCUCACCAACCUUAUUAAGAGGAACACGGAACUGGAGACCCUUUUGGCUAAACUCAUUCAAACCUGUCAACAUGUUGAGGUCAAUGCAUCACGUCAAGAAGCCAAAUUGAUGGAGGAGUGUGAUCUUCUUAUUGAGAUCAUUCAGCAAAGAAGACAAAUUAUUGGAACCAAGAUCAAAGAAGGGAAGGUGAUGAGGCUUCGCAAGCUGGCCCAGCAGAUUGCCAACUGCAAACAGUGCAUCGAGCGCUCGGCCUCCCUCAUCUCCCAAGCGGAGCACUCGCUGAAGGAGAAUGACCACGCGCGGUUCCUCCAGACGGCGAAGAAUAUCACUGAGAGAGUCUCCAUGGCAACUGCAUCUUCCCAGGUUCUAAUUCCUGAAAUCAACCUCAAUGACACAUUUGACACCUUUGCCUUAGAUUUUUCCCGAGAGAAGAAAUUGCUAGAAUGUCUGGAUUACCUAACAGCUCCCAACCCUCCCACAAUUAGAGAAGAGCUCUGCACGGCUUCCUAUGACACCAUCACUGUUCACUGGACGUCCGAUGAUGAAUUCAGUGUGGUCUCCUAUGAGCUCCAGUACACCAUAUUCACCGGGCAAGCCAACGUUGUCAGUCUGUGUAACUCAGCCGAUAGCUGGAUGAUCGUGCCCAACAUCAAGCAGAACCACUAUACUGUGCAUGGUCUGCAGAGCGGCACCAAGUACAUCUUCAUCGUCAAGGCCAUCAACCAGGCGGGCAGCCGCAGCAGCGAACCCGGGAAGUUGAAGACAAACAGCCAACCAUUUAAACUGGACCCCAAAUCUGCACAUCGCAAGCUGAAGGUGUCUCAUGAUAACCUGACAGUGGAACGUGAUGAGUCAUCAUCCAAGAAGAGUCACACCCCCGAGCGCUUCACCAGCCAAGGGAGCUACGGCGUCGCGGGGAACGUGUUCAUUGACAGUGGCCGGCACUACUGGGAAGUGGUCAUAAGUGGAAGCACAUGGUAUGCCAUUGGCCUUGCGUACAAGUCGGCCCCGAAGCACGAGUGGAUUGGGAAGAACUCGGCUUCCUGGGCGCUGUGCCGCUGCCACAAUAACUGGGUGGUGAGACACAACAGCAAGGAAAUCCCCAUCGAGCCCUCCCCUCACCUCCGGCGCGUGGGCAUCCUGCUGGACUAUGAUAAUGGCUCCGUCGCCUUCUACGACGCUUUGAACUCCGUCCACCUCUACACCUUCGACAUCACGUUCUCGCAGCCCGUGUGCCCCACCUUCACCGUGUGGAACAAGUGUCUGACCAUUAUAACUGGGCUUCCCAUCCCAGACCAUCUGGACUGCACGGAGCAGCUGCCGUGAGCACCUGGCCGUGUGGUGGUGCUUUCUGGGAAGAGAAAGGCUGUGGCCACUAUUCAGGGGGCAGAGAAAGCACAGGCUUCCAGAGUGUGGUGUUAAAUCUCGCCAAAAAGUAUCCAGAAAUCAGCUAAGAUAGGUUUCAAAACGGGCUAUUUCCAGCCACCCCCCUCACUGUGUUUUGUAUUAAGUACAGUCUUUAAUACUUUCUUCCAAUUUUCUUUUGUAUUUACAGGAAAAUUUAUAGAUUAUUUAUAAAAGAAACAUAACCGGGAUUACAACUCUUUUAGGAAUUAUUUGGUUUUGCACAUUAAGAGGCCCAUACAUUUAUCAGCUCUUUACCUCCUUUAUUUCAUCACAGUCUAUAACUGCGCAUAACAGAAAUGCAAUUACUUUAAAAAUAAAACAUAGUUUUGAACCUAGUAGGGAAGUAAAUGGGAUUUCUUUGGUUUAUCUUGAGGUGUUUUAACUGUGAUGGUGGAAGCUUUUAUUAGGUCAACUACAAUGGAGAGCAAAAGAGAAUGGGAAGAGUUGACCUUCGAUCUUGGAAUCUGCCAUGGCUAAAUCUUUAAUUGCCUUCUGAUGGCUGGUGGGCUAAUGAUGAAAAGAAAGAUUCUGAAACCUUUGGCCAUAGUUUGCCCUCCUCUUCCCAGGAUUAAGGAUUCUGGGAGAACAUUAAGAAUGAUACUGCAAUUGAAAAUAGUCACUUUGAAUCCUGAUGAUUCAGAAACUCAAGCUGAUUUGUGUUUUAUCAGAAGUAGGAUUCUCUUUCAUGAUAUAAAUCUAUUUCAUUCUUCCUUUUCAUAGUUUCUUUAGGCCUGUGAAAUUUCUUCACUACAUUUAAUAGCUGUCCUGUCCUUCCCACCCCCCAAAUCAUUUCUCUUUUGUCACUGGAGCUGAGGAAAUAAACAUUUCCUAUCACAAAUGGCAGCACCACUGUGCAUUGAUUUUUCUCUCCAGAACAUCGACACAUGGCCCCACUUGCCACUACCAUGUCCAAAUAUAAGUCAUCCCCCAAACACUAUUUGUGAGUUGAUAAUGACAAGGGACGUCGGAUAAAGGACUAUUUGCUAGUAUACGUGCCUCCAACGUUACUAUAAACUGACCGUUAUUAAACACAUCUUGAAAGUUGUAGAAGUCCCUCUGUAUAUUCUAGUAUAGUUCACCAUAGAGUUGUAAGACAUACACAAAAAGUCAAAUUUGCUAUUCCCACACUGGAACCUGCCAAUAGAAUCUGCUAAGAGCUACGCUGAUCUGACAGCUUGGAAUGGUCCAUGAAGUAAGGUCCAGUCCUUGGACCUGGAACUUGGCAAUGGUUCUUCCUUGGCCAAGGGCAUGACACCUCUAAAUCGUUUCAUUUGCUAACCUAUUGAUCCGGGCUACUGGGUCGGCCAUCUUGCCUGAACAGACUGGUGGGUUUAGGCAUUGUCUGUAGUGAUACUGUUUUUAACCAAAUCAAUUGUUCCCCUGCACUCCAUUCACAGACCCGCUGCUUCAGCAUCACAUCAUGUGAUUUCGAGUCUGGACUUCAUGGUGGCUUCCCAGUGCCUCUGUCCUCUUCACUGGCAGAUGCUCUCCUUUUUCUUAACAGAUAGAGUCUAUAUAUUUCCUAUAUUAUUUAUACCCAGAUGAAUAUUUUGAUAGCUACUUAGGACAAUUUCACAUCUAAAAGAUGGACACCUCAAGGGGAAAAAAAUCAUUCUCUGGAAACUUAAUAGGAUUUUUUUUUAUAAUAUAAAACAAUGUGUAUGUGCUUUCCCAGAGUAAACUGAAAGUGUUGUCUUAGUAAUUUUUACAUACUGUUUUUAGUAGUUGGAGAACAGAUAUUUUAAUGCACUUUGUACAUUAACAGGUUUUAAAUAAAAGGGUCUAAAACUCAUGGUCUCCAGGUACCAAUAAAUGCUACAGUUUGCCUUAUGAUGCCAAUGGAAAGAUUUACCAGAAGGACGAUGUUUCCAUGAACAUGAUGUUUUUCAAUAUUAAAGCAGUUCCUACUCAAAUUUUCACUGCAAGCUGUUUAGGUGAUGUUUUGACUAUUUUUAUAAGGACCAGGAAUUAUGUUAUAAUUUCGUUGUGGAAGUCUCGCUGUUUGCUAACUUAAAAACAUUGUGGAUAGUAGCAGUUACUAUGUCCAUGUUGUCAUAUUUACAAGAAAAUAUGUAUAUGGUGAAAGGCCACAUUGUUUACUUUCAUUGCUGUAAUGAUGUAGAAAAGAUUGCCGUGUGGAUUUUUUUUUUUGAAAGUCUGAAAAAUAUAUGCUAUAUACACUUGCCGCAGUACAAUUCUUUAAAUGGAUUGGGGUCACGGUGUUUGUUUUUGAGGGCCUUCCUUCAGAAGAAGCAUCGUCAUCCAGGGGAGAAAGAGAUGGCCGUGCCCAUUAAAUGCAAACAACAAAAUGGAUGGAGUGCCAGUCGAGGCUGCUAGGUCCAACAUCAUGCUUCUGUGAACAGUGCUGUCGCCAUCUUGAGAUUCUUACUACUUGUUGAACAAAAGCCUGCGUUUUCAUGUGACACUGAGCCUCACAAAUGACGACGCAGCCAGUCCUCAUUAAAAACAACAACACAACACUCAGAAACGUGGCUACAAAUGAAGAAACCUGGACCCCAUGUCAGAAUGGCUGGCCAUGUCAUGCAAGUAGGAAUCUCAAUGGCUUAAGAUGAGAAAGGGCCUGGAUGAAGAUGUUCUUUCCAGCUUUUAAAGAAAAUGACUCCAAAAACUGACUGCAAAUGUGAAUGAGGGUUUCUGCUGGAGAAGAGGAAAAGGGCAGAUGAGAAACAGGCAUUUGAUGAUGGUACUGGUGUGUUGACCCUGAACUCCCUGCGGAACUGAACUAGCGCCCUCCAGUGAACGGGAAAUUCCAUUUUGGCUCCAGGCACGUAUGCAUUGAUUGCAGAGACACACAUGUAUGCUCAUUUGCAUGAGCUUUUGGUGUUGGGAAGUUGAUCUAUCUGGUCUACCCUUCUAAAAAUGUGAAAAAGAAUACAAAGACAAUAAUGGGGGAGGGAUGUGGUUUUCAGAAGAGUGCUUCUCCCCAAGGAGGCGAUCUGUCAAUGUCUGGAGUCAUUUUUGGUUGUUCGAACUUGGGAGGGGUGCUACCGGCAUCUCAUGAGUAGAGACCAGGGAUGCUCUCAACAUCCUACAAUGCACAGUGCAGCCCCCACCAUGAAGAAUUGUCCGGCCGAAAAUAUGAGUAGUGCCACGCCUGAAAAACUCUUGUUCUUUGGGGAUUUUUAAAAGCAAAACUCACAAAUGUUUUCUACUUUUCCUGUCAUGGAUUCCAUGCCUGAGAUAUCAAAAAGAGAAGAAAAGGGCACCCCGAGAUCUUCCCUGCAAUGGUGCCUUCACUUUCAACAUGAUUUACAAAAUCCUCACAAAAUCUGCAAAGCAGUCCAAGCUCGUGUCAAUGGGAAUCCACUGCUGAGUAUAAUGAAGAUCUGGCGCUGAUGCGCUGAGUUCACAAAUGGAAAGUCAGUUCUCUAGCCUGCUCGUCACCCGGACAAAUUCAGGCCCUGGUACUAGUCACACUGCCAAGCCCUCACUCGGCCCAGACUAUUCUCAUCAUUGCUGUUGCUUUCUGGUUCCAAAUAAAGUCAUUUUGUGGUUCCAAG